AUGUCGGAACGUUCUGAGAGUGCAACUGAAAAGAUUAUGAGCAGCAUCAUGGAUACCAUUGCUGACAACCUUCCUAAGCAGAAGUCUGGGCAUUUUGAUCUAGGUUCAGUCUCUGACAAAGUGAAGAACAAGCUGUUUGGUCGUCAGAGGACCUUGCAUGGAGUUCUGGGUGGUGGAAAACCUGCUGAUGUGCUGUUAUGGAGGAACAAGAAGAUAUCAUCGAGUGUUCUGGUUCUUGCAACAGCUAUUUGGGUUUUCUUUGAGUGGCUUGACUACCACUUUCUGACAAUUGUUUCUUUUGCCCUUAUUCUUGGAAUGGUUGUCCAGUUUGUCUGGUCCAACUUCUCAAACAUGCUAAGCGGAUCUCCUUCUCAGGUGCCCCGAGUUGAAUUGCCUGAUGAGUUAUUUGUGAACAUUGCCGUUGCAAUCGGUGCCCAAAUUAACAAGUUCCUGUGCUUCCUUCAGGAUGUGUCUUGUGAAAGAAACUUGAAGCAUUUUGCAGUGGCGAUUGCCGGACUGUGGGCUGCUGCAGUGAUUGGAAGUUGGUGCAAUUUCCUGACAGUCAUAUAUAUCGGGUUUGUUUGUGUUCACACACUUCCUGUGCUCUAUGAGAAGUACGAAGACCAAGUCGAUGAUUUCCUCUACAGCCUUCUUGGUCUGUUGCGAGAUCAGUAUCAGAAGCUUGACCAAGGCGUCUUGAGCAAGAUUCCCAAGGGGAACAUGAAGGCUAAGAAGAACGAGUAA
This is a messenger RNA of Miscanthus lutarioriparius, 744 nucleotides long. The record is from the annotation of a GenBank genome assembly. Lineage: Eukaryota; Viridiplantae; Streptophyta; Magnoliopsida; Poales; Poaceae.